Molecule: messenger RNA, 438 nt
Organism: Capsicum annuum
Lineage: Eukaryota; Viridiplantae; Streptophyta; Magnoliopsida; Solanales; Solanaceae
Exons: 1
Coding region: 1-438 (145 amino acids)
Source: RefSeq, a predicted model, not a curated record
AUGGAUAUUCUAAAGCAGUUGACAAUCAACAAUCCUUUGGUUGGGAUGCUAGAACAAAUGCCAGGCUAUGCUAUGUUUAUGAAGGAUCUUGUGAAAAAGAAGCGGACUGUGAGAUAUGAACCGGCAGAUAACUUGAAUCAUUGUAGCGCCAUUACUACAAGAUCAUUAGUACAGAAAAAGGCAAACUCGGGAUCAUUCACUAUUCUAUGUACCAUUGGAUCAUUCAAUUUUACAAUGGCCCUUUGUGAUCUUGGGGUAAGUUUAAAUCUUAUGCCACUUUCGGUUUUCAAGAAGCUGUGCUUGGGAGACACUAGACCCAUCAAUUUGUGGCUUCUAAUUACGGAUAGAUCGAUAAAAAGGCUGGUUAGGAUUCUUUAUGAUGAUCUUGUUAUGUUGUCCAGAUUUAUUUUCCCAGCGGACUUUGUAAUCCUAGAUUGA